Messenger RNA from Sphaerodactylus townsendi, 3534 nucleotides. It is a transcript of the gene AP1G1, whose product is annotated as adaptor related protein complex 1 subunit gamma 1. Gene Ontology annotation, cellular component: AP-1 adaptor complex; Golgi apparatus; membrane coat. Lineage: Eukaryota; Metazoa; Chordata; Lepidosauria; Squamata; Sphaerodactylidae. Gene Ontology annotation, biological process: receptor-mediated endocytosis; intracellular protein transport; Golgi to vacuole transport. The transcript is spliced from 24 exons. Gene Ontology annotation, molecular function: clathrin-cargo adaptor activity. Bases 142 to 2601 code for a protein of 819 amino acids. The record is from RefSeq and is a predicted model, not a curated record.
CCGCCGCCGCCCGCCCCAGACUGGCCUUCGGGGGCCCCGCCCCGCCCCCUGCCCGGCGGCCGAGGGCGCCCCUGGUCUCCCCCUGUGGAGGUGCCGCCGCCGCCGCCGCCGCCCCCUGGCUUGACCGCCCGAGCGAAGAACAUGCCAGCCCCUAUCAGACUCCGGGAGCUGAUUCGGACCAUCCGGACAGCACGGACACAGGCAGAAGAACGGGAGAUGAUCCAGAAAGAAUGUGCUGCUAUCCGGUCUUCUUUCCGAGAAGAGGACAACACGUACCGCUGCCGGAAUGUAGCAAAGUUACUUUACAUGCAUAUGCUGGGCUACCCUGCACACUUUGGACAGUUGGAGUGCCUCAAACUGAUUGCCUCUCAGAAAUUUACGGACAAGCGGAUUGGGUACCUUGGAGCCAUGCUUCUGCUGGAUGAGAGGCAGGAUGUCCACUUGCUCAUGACCAACUGCAUCAAGAAUGAUCUUAACCACAGUACGCAGUAUGUGCAGGGCCUUGCACUGUGUACCCUGGGCUGCAUGGGCUCUUCCGAGAUGUGCCGUGACCUUGCCGGGGAGGUGGAGAAGCUCCUGAAAACAUCUAAUUCUUACCUGAGGAAAAAGGCAGCCCUGUGUGCUGUUCACGUCAUCCGGAAGGUGCCUGAGCUCAUGGAGAUGUUCCUCCCUGCCACAAAAAAUUUGCUGAACGAGAAGAAUCAUGGUGUGCUCCACACCUCUGUUGUCCUCCUCACUGAAAUGUGUGAGAGAAGUCCAGACAUGCUUGCCCACUUUAGAAAGAAUGAGAAGCUAGUCCCUCAGCUAGUUCGAAUCCUAAAGAACCUCAUCAUGUCGGGCUACUCCCCUGAGCACGACGUCUCUGGGAUCAGUGAUCCUUUUUUACAGGUGCGAAUCCUCCGGUUGCUGAGAAUUCUGGGGCGGAAUGAUGACGACUCCAGUGAAGCCAUGAAUGACAUUCUUGCCCAGGUGGCUACCAAUACCGAAACCAGUAAAAAUGUGGGCAAUGCCAUUCUGUAUGAAACAGUCUUAACCAUUAUGGAUAUCAAGUCUGAGAGUGGCCUGCGGGUCUUGGCCAUUAACAUCCUUGGCCGGUUUUUACUCAAUAAUGACAAAAAUAUUAGGUAUGUAGCUUUGACUUCCUUGUUGAAGACUGUGCAGACUGACCACAACGCAGUCCAGCGGCACAGAAGCACCAUCGUGGACUGCCUGAAGGACCUGGACGUCUCCAUUAAGCGGCGGGCGAUGGAGCUCAGCUUUGCUCUUGUGAAUGGGAACAACAUCCGGGGAAUGAUGAAGGAGCUCCUGUAUUUCCUGGAUUCCUGUGAGCCAGAGUUCAAAGCAGACUGUGCAUCAGGAAUAUUCCUGGCGGCAGAGAAAUAUGCUCCUUCCAAGCGCUGGCACAUAGACACCAUCAUGAGAGUCUUGACAACGGCAGGGAGUUAUGUUCGUGAUGAUGCUGUCCCUAACCUUAUCCAGCUGAUCACCAAUAGUAUGGAGAUGCAUGCCUACACUGUGCAGAGACUCUACAAAGCCAUCCUGGGUGACUACUCCCAACAACCUCUGGUGCAGGUGGCUUCCUGGUGCAUUGGAGAGUAUGGAGACCUUUUGGUGUCUGGCCAAUGUGAGGAAGAGGAGCCAAUCCAGGUCACGGAGGAUGAAGUCCUUGAUGUUUUGGAAAACGUCCUCAUCUCCAACAUGACGGCGUCUGUCACACGAGGCUACGCCCUCACUGCCAUCAUGAAGCUGUCCACACGGUUUGCUUGCACUGUCAACCGCAUUAAGAAGGUGGUGUCCGUCUACGGCAGCAGCAUUGAUGUGGAGCUCCAGCAGAGGGCGGUGGAGUACAAUGCCUUAUUCAAGAAGUAUGAUCAUAUGAGGUCAGCACUACUGGAAAGAAUGCCAGUGAUGGAAAAACUUACCACCAAUGGCCCCACAGAUGUUACUCAGCCCAAUGGGGAGGCGGAGCCAGCAGUCUUGGAGACGAAGCCGUCCUCCUCAACCCUGCAGCCAACCAGCCAGGCAAAUGAUCUGCUGGACCUUUUGGGAAGCAACGAUGUCACGCCUGUGAUCUCAACAGCCCCUCCGCACAAGCCGGCUUCUGCUGGUGGGGAGUUGCUGGACCUCCUGGGGGAUCUCAACCCGACAGGCACUCCAGCCCCUGCCCCACAGAUCCCGCACCCCACCUUUCUGCUGGAUGGACUAUCCACACAGCCUAUCUUUAAUGACAUCACUGCUGGCAUCCCCACAAUCACAGCCUACAGCAAGAACGGGCUGAAAAUCGACUUUGCCUUUGAGCGCUCCAACACCAACCCCAUCAUCACCGUGAUCACAAUCCAGGCUGCGAACAGCACGGAGCUGGACAUGACAGACUUUGUUUUCCAGGCUGCGGUACCAAAGACAUUCCAGCUGCAGCUUCUAUCACCCAGCAGCAGCAGCAUCCCUGCAUUUAACACGGGGACCCUCACACAGGUCAUCAAAGUCCUGAACCCACAGAAGCAACAGCUCCGCAUGCGGAUCAAGCUGACGUAUAACCACAAGGGGGCUGCGAUGCAGGACCUGGCUGAAGUCAACAACUUCCCUCCCCAGUCCUGGCAAUGAGCUCUGGCCCCACCCUCCUCACACCCCGCCUGUUUGAUCGAAGGGACUCUGGGCAGGGCACUGUGACUCUGGGCCUCCCCCCUUCCCACUGCCCCACGCUGUGGGGAGCUGACGAGAGCCGCUGCUGCAGAGCAGGAGGACUUGCCUUUCUCACCUGGAAGCGUCACUCUUCAGACACCGGCUCUCUUUUCUGUUUUCACUGGGCUGCGGGGCCGUCCCUGCCUCUGAAGCCACGGAGAGGGAGAGGAGGGGCACGUGGCACCAGGGAGCAGCUGUCUUCUCUCCAGUGGGUGGGGUGGGGUGUGUGUGUGAGGUGGGCCUCGGGUUGGUUGGCUCCUUGCUAGCUGGGUUACUGUCUUCAGGCACUUUCAUGUUGGAAACUUAUUCCGAGGAUGCUGAUGAUCCUUUUUCUUUGGGUCCCCUGAUGUUGGGGGCCUUUUCUACGCUUGACUGCACACCCCACUAGGUAGGGUAGUGGCUUGGAUCUCAGAAGGGGGCGAGUGUGGGUCGGCGGGGUCUGCUCUUCUGGACAAAUCCUCCUUGGAGAAGUUGGGGCUGAAGGUGAGCAGGACCCCCCGAGCCUUGGCUGCUGUCCCACUCCCAACGGACCAGGGUGGACAAGAUGGACGAUUCCAGCCAAUGGUUCUUCAGCGCGUCCCACUCCUGGAGUCUGGCCCUUCGUUGCCAGCUGUGGUAGGUGGGUGGGAUGGAAAUGCUUGUUGCUAGGUGAGGUGCUUAGAGAUGGCGAGGGGGCACACCCUUUGCCUGCAGGAAGACUCAUCGCCAGAUUUCGCUGCACAGUCGCUUCCCCCCUUGGCCCUUUUCAUUUCCUGUCUGAGUCCUGGAUUCCAUUUGAAUUCGUUCUCCUCCUGGGACGUUUGUGUUGUAUCUGUAAUAUUGGCACUGAAAUAAAGACCAUGCGGUUGAACAAGA